Eutrema salsugineum is the source of this 1818-nucleotide messenger RNA. RefSeq names its product nuclear pore complex protein NUP58. The record is from RefSeq and is a predicted model, not a curated record. The transcript is spliced from 7 exons. Gene Ontology annotation, molecular function: structural constituent of nuclear pore. NCBI's taxonomy places the organism in Eukaryota, Viridiplantae, Streptophyta, Magnoliopsida, Brassicales, Brassicaceae. Bases 208 to 1659 code for a protein of 483 amino acids. Gene Ontology annotation, cellular component: nuclear pore. Gene Ontology annotation, biological process: nucleocytoplasmic transport.
CGACGAAAUAACGGCUCUUGCUUACAGUUUGCGGCAAAAUAUUUAACAAGAACAACUGAUAGUGAAUAUUUGCAAUGGAGCCCUCCAGUUUAUUAAGAAAGUGAAAUAUAGUUUUAACGAGGGGGCUUAUGAAUCUUUUUCUCGACUCAAAAUCCUCGCCGGCGAUUAGAAACCCUAGAUUUCGAUUCACCGUCGGUUUAUCCCGCCAUGUCGUUCAGUCUAUUCUCUACCCCACAGCCACAGCAACAGCAGCAGCAGACGCCUCAGUCGCCGUUUCAGACUCAGCAAACGCCGUCGUUUCAGCCGCCGCAGAGCAGUUCCUUCUUCUCGCCGCAGCAAACGCCGUCGUUUCAGCCGCAACAGUUCUUGCAACAACAACAACAGCAAAAUCAGCAGCAGCAGCAGCAAGUGCAGCAGCUGUUUUUGUUCACGAACGAUAAAGCGCCGGCGAAUUACAGUACCAAAUGGGCCGAUCUUCAUCCAGAUUCCCAGAAACUCCUCCUCCAGAUUGAAGAGAAGAUUUUGGAGUACAGAAGUGAAAGUCAGAGAUUAGAUCAAUGCAGUCGACUUUAUGAUUCUUCUGUGUCCAGUGAAGGAUUUGAGUUUGAUGCAAGCCGCAUUGUUCAGGAGCUUGGUGGGAUUAACACUACCAUGGACAGACAGAAAGCUGUUCUGCAUGAGCUAAUGGUGGUUGCUAAAGAUAUGCUGCGUAAUGCAGAGAUUGCGGUUCGUUCUUUCAUGAUGCUACAGCCGAGAUUCCCUCAUUCAAAACCAGUAGGAUCUGUAAAUGGUGGUUCUCAACCAUCUCAGACGCAGGGAGCUAAUCCAGCUCCAGCUUCCUCUGGUCAACAACAACAAACAAUUACUUCUAUUGUUCAAGUUUCUGAUUUUUACCGUGGGAUUCCAAAGAAACCCACAGCUUUUCUACAGCAAACUGUUGCAAGGUUUGAGAAGUAUCUAGGCGAAUGCCGCCAAUGGGUUGAGGAGCUGGAGCAAUUGCUUGCCUUGGAUUCUGACAAGUAUAAUCGACACGCUUCCCUUUUAGAAUCUCUUCCAAAAGUCAUGUCUAAUGUGCAUGACUUCUUUGUUCAUGUGGCUGCUAAGGUAGAGAAUAUUCACCAAUACAUUGAAUCGAUGAGAACAGCGUAUCUUGCUGACCAGCGCCGGAGAGGAGAAUGCAAUGAUCCCUUUCUUGAGGCUGAUCGAAGGGAAACAGCAAAACAGGAAGCUGCUGCGAAAAGGGUCCAUCCAACUCUGCAUCUACCUGCGACUAGUGCGAGUACACAAACCUCUACCCAAGUUGCUGGGUUGAUUGCUAGCUCAGCUGCUCCGGUGGCUUCAAAUGCUCCACAAACAUCUGCAGCGGUUUCAACACCAAACCCUUCUUCAGGAGCUGCUUUUUCGUUUCCUAACACACCUGCACCAUCGUCUUCUCUCUUUGCUACACCACCUUCUGCUGCUCCUGCCUCUUCUUUGUUUGGACCAUCCUCCACUCCCUCAAUUUUUGCUUCUUCACCAGCUCCAUCUUUGUUUGGCCAGCAAACUACAUCAAUUAGUGCCACGCCUUCACAGUUUCCAGGUGUUACGCCGGGUUCGGGAGCCAGCUUCGGUUCAAUGACAAAAUCUUCAAGGCCAAAAUCUCGAACUACACGACGUUAGCCACUGGCUCAACUGGGCCGGCACUUCACAAGUGUCACAUGGGAUAUGACACAGGGCCCAGAAUUAUCAAGGGCCCAUUGUAGUUUGUAAAACAUUUUUUGUUUGUUUGCUUUGAAUAAUAUUGAAAAAGAAAUAUUUAUGCAAGAGGCUCAAAUUGCA